AUGGCUCCAGUAUUCACUAACUCACAAGGUAACCCAGUUCCAGAACCAUUUGCCACUCAAAGAAUUGGUAAGCAUGGUCCCUUGUUGUUGCAAGAUGUCAACUUGAUUGAUAACUUGGCCCAUUUCGAUAGAGAAAGAAUUCCAGAAAGAGUUGUUCACGCUAAAGGUUCCGGUGCUCAUGGUGUUUUCGAAGUUACUGAUGACAUUACUGAUAUUUGUUCUGCCAAGUUUUUGGACACUAUUGGUAAAAAGACCAAGAUCUUUACUAGAUUCUCCCAAGUUGCCGGUGAACAAGGUUUUGCUGAUACUGUUAGAGAUCCAAGAGGAUUCUCCACUAAGUUUUACACUGAAGAAGGUAUUUUAGAUUUGGUUUACAACAACACUCCAAUUUUCUUUAUUAGAGAUCCAUCCAAGUUCCCAUACUUUAUCCACACACAAAAGAGAAACCCACAAACCGGUUUGAAAGACCCAAACGCUUUUUGGGAUUACUUUACUUCUAACCCGGAAUCCGUCCACCAAGUCACCCUUUUGUUCACUGAUAGAGGUAUUCCAAAGUCCUACAGAAAACAACAUGGUUUCUCAGGUCACACAUACAAAUGGUCUAAUGCUAAAGGUGAUUGGUACUAUGUUCAAGUUCACUUCUUGUCCGAUCAAGGUAUUGAAACAUUGACUGUUGAGGAAGCUACUAAGAUUGCUGGUGAAAACCCAGACUACCUUAGAGAAGACUUGUUUGAAGCUAUUGAAAAAGGUGAUUACCCAUCAUGGACCUGUUACAUUCAAACCAUGACUGAAGAACAAGCCAAAAAGGCACCAUUCUCCGUUUUCGACUUGACAAAGGUUUGGCCACACAAGGAUUACCCAUUGAGAAGGUUUGGUAAAUUCACUUUGAACAAGAACCCAGACAACUUCUUUGCCGAAACCGAACAAGCUGGUUUUGCUCCAUCAAACACGGUUCCAUCAAUGCAACCAUCUGCUGAUCCAGUCUUGCAAUCAAGAUUGUUUUCUUACACUGAUACUCAAAGAUACAGAUUGGGUGCCAAUUAUGCUCAAAUUCCAAUCAACAAUCCAAACAACGGUACUCACGUCUUUGCCCCUAAUGUUAGAGAUGGUUUCAUGACUGUUAAUGGUAACCUCGGUGCUACUCCAAACUACUUGGCCUCAGAUGUCGACGUCAAAUACGACCAAUUCCCAAUCCAACAAGAUCAAGAAGUUUGGGAAGGUGCUGCUACUCCAUUCCAUUGGAAGGCUACUCCUGCUGAAUGGACUCAAGCUACUGAAUUCUACAACAAGGUCUUGCCAAAGAAUCCAGGUGGUCAAGAACGUUUGGCACACAACAUUGCUGGACAUGUUUCUGCUGCCAAACACGAAAUUCAAGACAGAGUCUUCAAAUAUUUUGGUGGGGUCAGUCCAAAGUUGGAGGAAGAUAUCAAGAAGGAAGUUUUCCAAUUAGACCCAAGAAAAUAA
Lodderomyces orthopsilosis Co 90-125 is the source of this 1464-nucleotide messenger RNA. Its product is annotated as catalase. Gene Ontology annotation, molecular function: heme binding; catalase activity. The record is from RefSeq and is a predicted model, not a curated record. The transcript has a single exon. Gene Ontology annotation, cellular component: peroxisome; cytoplasm; mitochondrion. Lineage: Eukaryota; Fungi; Ascomycota; Pichiomycetes; Serinales; Debaryomycetaceae. Gene Ontology annotation, biological process: hydrogen peroxide catabolic process; response to hydrogen peroxide. The coding region runs from base 1 to 1464 and encodes 487 amino acids.